Molecule: messenger RNA, 567 nt
Organism: Ruditapes philippinarum (Manila clam)
Lineage: Eukaryota; Metazoa; Mollusca; Bivalvia; Venerida; Veneridae
Exons: 1
Coding region: 1-567 (188 amino acids)
Molecular function (GO): heme binding; oxygen binding
Source: RefSeq, a predicted model, not a curated record
AUGGGUUGUUCCAGUUCAAUACCAAAGCCAAAGACAGAAUGUAAAGGAUUUAAAGAGAUUAAAGAAGAGUUACAAGAGAAUUUCGGAGCACAAACUGGUCUAACAGAAGCAGAGAAGAUCAUUGUAAAAUCUACAUGGAAAUAUAUGACAACAGAUAUAGCUGACAAUGGACUUCAGAUCUUUUUGCGAAUAUUUGAUUUGUGUCCUGAAGCAAAAGAGCUUUUCAAAGUGGAAAAUGUGCGGCACUCGGAACUUGCUAGGAAUCCACUUUUGAAAGUACACGGCGCUCGUUUUAUGAACGGUAUAGCUGCUGCAAUUGAUAGUCUAAAUGAAACCAACUGUUACCAAGAUGAACUGGGAAACAUUUUAUUUGUUCUUGGACAGCGGCACAAAAACUCCUCAGGAUUCAGACCGGAAUAUUUUGAAGUAUUUUAUAGAGCACUAAUGUGGCGAUGGGAAUUUUGUAUGGGAGAAUAUUUUACAGCAGAAGUUUCAAAAACUUGGAGUCACGUGUUUCUUUACAUGAUGGAAAAACUAAAAGAGGGUUAUCUUUCUCCAGAAACUUGA